Epithele typhae is the source of this 1314-nucleotide messenger RNA. RefSeq lists its product as uncharacterized. Gene Ontology annotation, molecular function: chitin deacetylase activity. Gene Ontology annotation, cellular component: membrane. Gene Ontology annotation, biological process: carbohydrate metabolic process. The transcript is spliced from 6 exons. The record is from RefSeq and is a predicted model, not a curated record. Lineage: Eukaryota; Fungi; Basidiomycota; Agaricomycetes; Polyporales; Epitheliaceae. The coding region runs from base 1 to 1314 and encodes 437 amino acids.
AUGCGCGGAUCCUCGUCGCUCCUUUACCUUCUCGGCCUCUUCGCCACCACCGCUCUCGCCCACCCUGGAUCCCACGACGCUCACGACAGCCACAUCGAGCAUGCCCGCUCGCUCCCCGGAUCGUGGUUCCACGCACGCAACCACCCCGCGCACAAGCUCUUCAAAAAGUCCGGCGACGGCCAGACCUACCCCGAUGUCGGCAGCGAUGAGUGGAUGACGGGCUAUCCCACUGCGUGGAAGAACAUCCAGGCGAAGGACGUCCCGCAGGCGUGGAUCGACGCGCUGAACGCAGCCAAGGCCGCGGGCAAAAUCCCCGACAUCCCGGUCUCAACCCAGACCGAAGCGGGCACGAACCCCACCUACCCCGACGGCCACUCCCCGACGUCGAAGGAGAUCUGCUCGUCGACGUACAAGGAGUGCCGGAACCCCGACGACAUCUGGGAUGCGCCGGAUGGGGUUUUCGCGUCUUCGUUUGACGACGGCCCGGAUGAUGCCUCGAUGACCUUGUAUGAGUUUUUGAACGAGCAGAAGGUCGUGACCACGCACUUCAUGAUCGGGAGCAACGUUCUGUCUUACCCCAAGGAGUUUACCUAUGCCUUUGAGACGAUGGAGAGCGACAUCGCGGUUCACACGUGGUCGCAUCCAUACAUGACCACCCUCAGCAACGAACAGGUCCUCGGUGAGCUCGGCUGGACCAUGCAAGUCAUCCACAACUCGACUGGCGGCCGUCUCCCCAAGUUCUGGCGCCCGCCCUUUGGCGAUUCCGACGAGCGUGUUCGCGCAAUCGCGAAGGAGGUCCUUGGGCUGACCACGGUCAUCUGGAACCAGGACACCGCGGACUGGGCGAUCUCGACCGGCUACACGACGACCUCCAAGGUCGAGUCCGACCUCGCCGGCUGGCUCGCGGGCCCCAAGUCCCCCGGGCUCAUCGUCCUCGAGCACGAGCUCACGAGCAACACCCACGGCUGGAAGUUCGAGAGCCUCGCGCGCAUGAACGGCAGCGCCGUCUACCAGAACGCCGCCGACUCCGCCCCGGACGCGGACGUCGCGCCCGCGCGGGUCGGCGCGCCGUUCACCGCCGCCCCCGCGGGCUCCACGAGCGCCACGUCGAGCGCCGCGUCGAGCAAGGUGGCCGCGACGGGCAACAAGCAGCACGUCGCGUCGUCCGGCAGCGUUUCUGCGGCGCCGACCUCGGCCACCUCCCCCGUGCCGUCCGAGAAAUCGAAGUCGGGCGCGGGCGCGCUGGCCUCGCCCGCGUCGCGCGUGGGCGCCGCGUGUGUGGGCAUCGUGGCCGCGUUGUUCGCGCUGUCGUGA